Messenger RNA from Vicia faba (fava bean), 1266 nucleotides. The record is from the annotation of a GenBank genome assembly. Lineage: Eukaryota; Viridiplantae; Streptophyta; Magnoliopsida; Fabales; Fabaceae.
AUGGUCAGAGGUUCGCUCAACAAACUCCUCUCCCGCUCUCUCUCCGUCGCCGGCAAAUGGCAGAAUCAACAGCUCCGCCGCCUCAACAUCCACGAGUAUCAGGGUGCUGAAUUGAUGAGCAAAUACGGAGUUAACGUUCCCAGAGGUGUCGCUGUUUCUUCUGUUGAAGAAACCAGAAAAGCCAUCAAGGAUGCAUUCCCCAAUCAAAGCGAGUUGGUGGUGAAGAGUCAAAUUUUAGCCGGUGGACGUGGCUUGGGAACUUUUAAAAGUGGCCUUAAGGGAGGAGUACACAUCGUUAAGACUGAACAGGUUGAAGACAUUGCUGGGAAGAUGCUUGGGCAGAUACUAGUUACAAAACAGACAGGUCCUCAGGGAAAAAUCGUUAGCAAGGUUUACUUGUGUGAAAAGCUGUCACUUGUGAAUGAGAUGUACUUUGCUAUAACUCUGGAUCGUAAGACUGCUGGCCCACUUAUUAUUGCUUGUAGAAAGGGAGGAACGAGCAUUGAAGACCUUGCAGAGAAAUUUCCAGACAUGAUCAUAAAGGUACCUGUUGAUGUUUUUGAAGGAAUUACUGAUGAAGAUGCUGCCAAGGUUGUUGAUGGUUUGGCUCCCAAAGUGGCUGAUAGAAAUCAAUCAAUUGAACAAGUGAAGAAUUUGUAUAAGCUUUUUGUUGAUUCUGACUGCACCCUUUUAGAAAUCAAUCCCAUGGCAGAGACAGCUGAUAACCAACUAGUAGCUGCUGAUGCUAAACUGAAUUUUGAUGAUAAUGCUGCGUAUCGCCAGAAAGAAAUAUUCACUCUCCGUGAUACAACACAAGAGGAUCCCCGAGAGGUGGCUGCUGCAAAGGCAGAUUUAAAUUAUAUUGGGUUAGAUGGAGAAAUUGGCUGCAUGGUGAAUGGAGCAGGGUUAGCAAUGGCCACAAUGGAUAUAAUUAAGUUGCAUGGAGGUACUCCUGCCAAUUUUCUGGAUGUAGGUGGCAAUGCUUCUGAAGGCCAGGUGGUUGAAGCCUUUAAGAUAUUGACUGCUGACGAUAAAGUCAAGGCGAUUUUGGUUAACAUCUUUGGUGGUAUAAUGAAGUGUGAUGUUAUAGCAAGUGGAAUAGUGAAUGCUGCAAAACAGGUUGCACUGAAAGUACCAGUAAUUGUUCGUCUCGAAGGCACUAAUGUUGACCAAGGGAAAAGAAUUUUGAAGGAAAGUGGCAUGGCAUUAAUAACAGCUGAAGAUUUGGAUGAUGCAGCUCAAAAAGCAGUGAAAGCAUACAAAUGA